This is a messenger RNA of Cyphellophora attinorum, 849 nucleotides long. Its product is annotated as 8-demethyl-8-alpha-L-rhamnosyl tetracenomycin-C 2'-O-methyltransferase. The transcript has 2 exons. The record is from RefSeq and is a predicted model, not a curated record. Bases 1 to 849 code for a protein of 282 amino acids. Lineage: Eukaryota; Fungi; Ascomycota; Eurotiomycetes; Chaetothyriales; Cyphellophoraceae.
AUGGCGGCUUUUACCACCCCCAAGAACAAAGUCAUUCUCGGCAUCGCCGCCGUUGCAGCCUUCGUAUUCGUCUUGGCAGCAAUAAAGCAGACGGGUACGGACCAAGGCCAGCACCUCGAGCACCUAAGCUCAGCGAUUUCAUACACGAAGGAUACGGUGUUGUCGCCCUUCAAGUCGUCGAAAACGUUCUACGAGAUUGCGAAAGCCCAUGGGACCGAUAAAGUCUCGAUGCACAGCUAUCAGGAGAUGUACCAAAAGUACUUUCCCGCCAUCCGCGGUAAAAGGCUAAAGAUGUUAGAAAUCGGACUUGGCUGCGACAUGGGCUACGGGCCAGGGGCAUCAUACUACACCUGGCUGGAGUAUUUUCCGAACGUCGACCUGUACUACAUGGAGUUCGACGCAGCAUGUGCCAAAGAAUGGGCGCACAAGACGACCGGCGCUACCGUAACAACAGGCGAUCAAGGCGACCCGGCGGUCCUGGAAGCUUUCAUUGCGAAGCAUGGAGGUGAUUUUGACAUCAUUAUCGACGACGGCGGUCACACCAUGGACCAGCAGAAGACCAGCUUGCAGCACCUGUGGAAGGCGGUCAAGCCUGGCGGGCUGUAUUUCUGUGAGGACCUGGAAACGAGUUUCAUGCCUGCCUAUGCAGGCGGUACCCACGGUGAGCCGGCGACGAUGGGCGAGACGAUGGUUGGGAUGAUCAGCAGGAUGAUAGAAGACUUGAAUUAUCCUGCCUACGGUAGCUACGAUGUUGCGGUCCCGCGUCAGAUUGUGUUCGACGAUAUCAAAAGCCUGGUUCACAUUGACUGCAGCAGGCAUGUGUGCGUCUUCGAGAAGAGGCUUACUUAA